AUGAAGACACAGGUUAUAUUUAUUAUUUUGUAUUUUGCUCUGGUGUCGAUUUGGGUCUCCAACGCCGAAACUACCACUGAAGCCUCCGAAACCACGACAGAAUAUCCGGCAGCUCCGAAAUGGUCUUGGACGGAAUUUAUCCGCGCUUUAAACGGCAGCCGUAGUGGAAACAAGUUCUACUUCUUUUUCUAG
This is a messenger RNA of Drosophila teissieri, 192 nucleotides long. RefSeq lists its product as uncharacterized. NCBI's taxonomy places the organism in Eukaryota, Metazoa, Arthropoda, Insecta, Diptera, Drosophilidae. The coding region runs from base 1 to 192 and encodes 63 amino acids. The transcript has a single exon. The record is from RefSeq and is a predicted model, not a curated record.